GUCAGACGACGAUCAAGUGUCACUUGUUCACAUUGCCACACUUUCAAACACGUUAGUGUUAUUUGUAGCCGUAGAAAACUGCCAUGGAGCACAUAAAGGAUGGGUGGUUUACGGAGUCGUGCGCGCUGUGGCCAGGCCAGGCGAUGAGCCUCCAGGUGGAGGAGGUCCUCUACCAAAAGAAAUCCGGGUUUCAAGACAUUAUGGUUUUCAAGAGUAAAACCUAUGGGAACGUCUUGGUGCUGGAUGGAGUGAUCCAGUGCACAGAGAGAGAUGAGUUCGCCUACCAGGAGAUGAUUGCAAACCUCCCACUGUGCAGCCACCCUUGCCCCAAGAAGGUGCUGAUUAUCGGCGGUGGAGAUGGCGGAGUGCUGAGAGAAGUGGUGAAGAGUCCACUCGUGGAGUCGGUGGUUCUGUGUGAGAUCGACGAGGAAGUUAUUAAUGCAUCAAAGAAGUUCCUCCCAGGGAUGGCCAAAGGGUUUUACAGUCCCAAGCUCAUCCUCCAUAUUGGAGACGGCUUUGAAUUCAUGAAGAAGAACCAGGAUGCCUUCGACAUCAUUAUAACCGAUUCCUCAGACCCUGUUGGACCUGCUGAGAGUUUGUUCAAGGAGUCUUACUAUCAACUGAUGAAGACAGCGUUGAGAAACGGUGGCAUUCUAUGUUCCCAGGGAGAGUGUCAAUGGCUCCAUCUGGAGCUGAUAAAGGAGAUGCGAACCUUCUGCAAGACCCUAUUCCCUGUGGUGGACUAUGCCUACAGCACCAUCCCAACUUAUCCCAGUGGCCAAAUUGGAUUCAUGCUCUGUAGUAAAAAUCCCGAAACAAAUUUCUUGGAUCCAAUGAGAGCGCUGUCAAAAGAAGAAAUGGAAUGUAUGAACCUUAAAUAUUACAACCCUGAAAUUCACAAAGCAUCAUUCGUCCUGCCUGAGUUUGCAAAGAAGGUACUCAAUGAAGCAUGACCAGCAACAAAGGCCCAUGUUCAUCCUCUACCUGGCCCUCAGACCACAUAAGUACAACCCUCUAAGGCUUCUUCUCCUCAACACGGUUCAGCACCACUGACGAGGGUCGCCUCCUUAAGAUUUUAUGGAUGGGGCACCUAAUAUGAAAAAUAAUAAUAAUCAGUGGGCAGGAACUUGCUGAGUUAUACAGGGAGAAGUGUUAGUUGUUUCCUUCCUUCCAGUCUUACACGCUCUUGGUGUUUUUAUUUAUUUUACUGAUGUAUUUGGUUUUUCCUUUUUACUCUUAAUUGUUUUAUCAGCAUUUUGUGAAGAGCAAUUUAUCGGCUCCGGGUUGAAUGGGGAGAGCGUUGCCGUCAAACCUGACCUCAAUCUGAAACCGUGUACUGUCUAUCGGAUUCACUGCAUCCACACCUUAUGUAAUUCAUUACCAUACCACAGUACAUGUUGAUGUACUUUUAUUUGUAAUGUUUAUUAUCAGUUUGUGCUCAUGAGAAAACGCACAAUCGCCAUCUAUCAUGAUAUUCACAAUACUAAUGUGUCCUCUACACAAAAACCCUAUAGUGCCUGAAAUUGGUCGUUUGUUGUUGGUAGGGGGAAAAGACUUGCUCUGUAUCGAAGUGUACCAGGCACACAGUGGCCUAGAAGAAAGCUCAUGUGUCCCUUAUCACCAACACCAGUAAGAUUAUAUACAUUUGCUCAGCUUUGACCAUCAAUUAUAACAGUGUUAAAAUGAAAAUUGUCAAAAGAAAUUAGAUAUGGCGUUGGAGUUUUGCAAUGCGAAAAAAAUGUAAUUGAGGUGUGAAUUAAUUAUGCAAUUAUAAACUUGCAGUAUUAUAGAGGGCUUGUAUUGUAGUAAGCCUGUAUGCUGAGUCAUUGGAUGGUCAAAAUUUCAGUCAUACGUAUUAGCGCAAGUCCACAUGGAAUCUGUUGAGAAAUAUCUGAUCAAUGAAUUUGUGAUUUAUUUUUUUUAAGUACUGUAAUAAAUUGGUAACAUAAAAUGGUU
Molecule: messenger RNA, 1956 nt
Organism: Cyclopterus lumpus (lumpfish)
Lineage: Eukaryota; Metazoa; Chordata; Actinopteri; Perciformes; Cyclopteridae
Gene: srm
Product: spermidine synthase
Exons: 8
Coding region: 84-953 (289 amino acids)
Biological process (GO): spermidine biosynthetic process
Cellular component (GO): cytosol
Molecular function (GO): spermidine synthase activity
Source: RefSeq, a predicted model, not a curated record